UUGCACUCCAUAUCCUAUUUCCCUUCAAUUUUUUCCCCCAUCACUACCAUUUUCCCCCAAUUCAAUGGUAUCCCACUCUUUUGAGUAUAUUGAGCUAAUUUGCUCUAUCGUAAACUACAACAAAAGAGUUAUAGGAACUGAUAUCCCAAGAUAUUAAAAUAGUCAGCUACUUACAAACACUUUGGUCGACCAAGUUGUCUACAUUACGUUUUAUAUUUAAGUCUUUUUUAACUUAAUUAAAGUCUUUUUUUUUAAAUUAAAUUUUAAGUCAUUUUCUUGUUCCAUAAAUAAACUUAUUUUGAUAGAUGUGGCAGUCCAACGUAUUCCACUUUCUUUCUAUCCUUUUAAUAAUAAUAGCAUAUAAAAGACAUGACAAGAAAUGUAUGUAUAUAUAUCACAUAAGCAUAGUUAAUAUACUUUUUGAUAUGUAUAUAAUAUACUUUUGCCCACCUCAAAGAUGGGCUAGUCGUCGAACCCUUCAAGUAGAGUCGUUGUCAUGGAAAAGGAUAUUACUCUGCCCAUUCUAGCAGGAGAUUGCGUCUCUGGCGAUAGGAAGCGAGUAAGAAUGGCUGAUCCAGAAACUACCGUUGGCGGAGAGGGCAGACCUGUUAAAUUACCCAAAACCAAAGACAACGAUGUAGUAGGGUCGACAUCGGAGGCAACACAGGUCCCUGUCGUAUCAAUAAUGGCUGACAUGGCGACUAACGAUCUUGACGGAAAAACAAACGCCGGCCACGGGGUAGUCUCAGUCAUGGGACGGCAGAGAGCUAUGACGACCGCCGUUUCCACUGUCGUCGACGAGAUCCCUUCUUAUGAUAUUUUUGGAAUUUUCGAUGGUCCUAGGCUUGCUAAAUUAUUAGAGGAGAGGCUGUGUCGGCUCGUGAAGGAGGAGGUAACGGCAUGCCACGGCCGUGGAGUUGCGGCAGACUGGAGUAAAGUGACGAGAUCAUGUUUUACGGAAGCGGUGGGGACUGUGAGGUCUACUGAAGCGAAAGCGGUGGUUACUAUUGUCGGAAAAGAGGAGGUAAUUUUGCUUUGCCGUGGCGGCGCAAGGGCGGUUCUUUACUCUCAAGGCGGAAUCGCUUUGCCUCUUUGCGACAUCCAUCGUCACCAGAGUGAUGUAGAUCAAAAGCUGAAGAUCCAUAAGCGAACAAUGAUUGAUGAUUUCAUAGUUCUUGCAUGCGAAGGCCUAUGGGAUGUUGUCUCCGACGACGACACAUAUCGACUUGUCAAAAGUUGUCUUUACGGGGAAUUACCAGACGGAUGUCAAAGUGAAUCAAGUUCUACAAAGGCUGCGGUAAUCUUAGCAGAGCUUGCAAUAGCUAGAGGAAGCAAAGAGAAUAUAAAUGUCAUCGUUAUUGAUUUGAGGAGUUCUACUGUAUCUUAGCCUUCAUUUUUAGUUAUGAUGGUUCUCAACUAUUAAUAGUUUUUAUUUUCCUUUUCUUCAUUAGCAUUUUCCCAUCUUACGUCUUGGUUUUAGAUACUUUUUUGGGUGUCAUUGAGUUGUGUUUUGUUCGAUUAGCUUUAUUUUCUUUAAGUUUCACUUUUAUUUUUCUUUAAAUAAAUAAUUUGCUUAAGAGUUUAUUUUCCUCACAUAAUGUAUGUAAUAUUUUAUUUUAUUUUGUAACGGACACAUAAUGUAUGUAAUACAGAGUAAAAAAGUAAUGAAUACAUCAUUAUUAUAAGAAUUCAAAUAUUUGAUGGGGAAAAUAUGAUGUUAGUUGAAAUAUUGUAGUGGCCCGCAUGCCGACCGAUCCGCUCCUACUGACUCGGACAACUUUAACAGACUUUCAAGAAUUUAGAGUUAGGCCUGGCUGUGACCAUGUAGCACCAGUUUUGUCUCCGACAAAUUUUUGUUUUUGUCUUAUUAUAACUUCCUAUAGUGAUCGAAUCAACAUAUAUCAUAUAAGGUUUAGGAUUAGAACGUAGUCCAACCACAAUUGAUUUAAGCCGUCCGACUAGUCUUAUGAGGGAGCCAGCCCCAACAAAAAAGAAUCUUGGUCAAUUGAAUUUUCAACUUGACCCUCACACUAGACUGAAGGAACCUGAUUCUACGUGCUUUGCAAAGAUCAUAGUGAAUCGGCAACAUAGACAGCUUCAACUCGUGCAUAUGGUUCCAAGCUGAAAGUAAAGCCUACAAACCAUGACAAGACUUCGAUCCCCAAUAUAACAUGAGACUUGGAAAGGACCAAUCAUAAAACUAAAGUCUAAAGAAAAACAUAUAAAAUUUGGACCAAUUGGUUCAAUCGGAUUGGUCCAUCGCAUCAUCCUACCUAUAAUGUAUAAAUGCUGAUUUAAAGGAGCAUAAAUAAAAGGGAUAAACUAAAAAGGAGAAAAACACUUUCUUCCAUUACAAGAAACAUAGUAGCCCUAGUUUCCUAGUCUCAAAUCUCACUGUGUACAAACUAGAGAAUUAGUCUUUUCUCAUCCUCUCAAAGAUCUAAACAAUCUCGGUAUAACUAAACCGAAUAUUUUUAAAAUUAGGUGAACAAGUUUACAAGCUAGUAAACCGGGAUUCUCACUCGCACUUUUUAUACUCACUCCAAAGAAUAGUUA
Molecule: messenger RNA, 2556 nt
Organism: Brassica rapa (field mustard)
Lineage: Eukaryota; Viridiplantae; Streptophyta; Magnoliopsida; Brassicales; Brassicaceae
Product: probable protein phosphatase 2C 54
Biological process (GO): protein dephosphorylation
Molecular function (GO): protein serine/threonine phosphatase activity
Source: RefSeq, a predicted model, not a curated record